AUAUGUGAAACUCAUUGUUCCAAAAACAAAACUUGUCCUGGAAAUAUUCCAUAUUGCACUGGUUUGCAUAUAUGCAAGUUUUAUUUAUUAUCUGGAAAGUGUCCGUUUGGAGGCCAGUGCACAUUUGGUCAUGAUCUGACAAUCUCCCACAAUAUGCACAUUUUAAAAGAAAAUUUUUUGGAUGGUAUUGCAGUAGAGGAUUUAAAAUUCCUUUUUGGACGGGCAGAAAGUCGAACGUCUGUGACGGCGCCAAAAAUAUGUAAAUUCUACAAUGUUGAGGGAGGAUGCAGAUAUGCCGAGUCAGGAAAACUUUGUCCAAAUUUACACAUCUGUAAGCACUACAUUCUAGGCAGAUGUCGAUUCGGUAAAACAUGUCGCAGAAGCCAUGAUAUACUUGAGCGUGGUGUGAAAGAAAUCCUUGAAAAGCAUGGAAUUAGUACAUUGAGAACGCCAAAGGAAAUUAUAGCAGACUUACGAGAAGCAGUAUCAAAUGCAGGUAGUGAGGGUAGCAGUGUUGGGUCGUCUCCUCUACACAGGGGUAUGUCUGGAUUGAGUAUUGGGUCAGGAAAUUACGAUGGGAACUCCAGUUCAGAUGACAGUGAUGGGUACGGUAUUAGCCAGGCAAGGGGAAGGAAAGGUAGGAACAAAAGGAAGCCGAAGCAUAACGUUCCCUCAGGUCUUCCAAGACCUCCAUUGUCACGAGAAAGACAGAGCCCCCUACCAGGACAAGGUCAGGCUGGUAUGUCUUUGUCAUAUCCAGUAUUUGCUCCAAGACCAGCUGGGCUCCAAACAGCCCAGAAACCACCUCGACCAGCAUCAGCUCAGAGAUCUGUUGGUCCACAGGCAGCACAGAGGACACCACGUGCUUCCUCGGCACACAGGCAAGCACUCGCUGCAACUGGGAGAGCAGGUAUAAGUAGAGAGAUCUCAACAGACCAAAACUCUCGUCAGGUCAUCUGUUUCUUUCAUCUGCGUGAUCGCUGUGCAUUCGGAGAAUCUUGUCGUAAUUUCCAUGGUGACCUGCCGUAUCAGUGGUUAUACAAGCAGCAACGGGAAAUGGAGUGGCAGAUUCUGCCAACAGUUGUAAACCUAGAGAUGGAACUGACCUACAGUGACCCAGAAAACUUAGAGUAUUACAUGGAUAUAGGUCAAAGUGUAAAGGUAAUAUUUAAAACAAUGACGGGCACAAGUGUUGGCGGACAAAAAUAUGACAUUCAUAGAUUGUCAACUUCAUCUUCUGUAGAGUUUGAACGACAGCCAUUAACAACUGUGUGGAAUUGGUAUUGGAAAGAUCAUGUUGGUCAGUGGGUAAAAUAUGGAGAGGAUAAUAACACUGGAUACAAGUCCAAUAUAUCUAGCACUGAUCUAGAGCAGGCCUAUAUUGCCAAUCCAGAGUGUCAGCUUGCAUUCAGCACUCUUGGACACAAGUACGUUCUUGACUUUCCGAAGAUGGUACAACGUAACCUUGAGUAUGAAACAGAACGAGAAGUUUCCAGACGACCUACAUUUAUCAGCAAACAAGAUUUUGAACAGAAAAAGAAGCAGUUGCCAGGUGGACGUGGCUCAGGACAAGUGAUAAGAGGUGCAGCUAGUGGCGUUGGCACUGUAACAGCUCCACCCCAUUGGCAAAUGAAUGCUGGAAUAGAUAUAAUGGACCAUUGUCAGAUUGUUGAGAUUUUAAAACGAUACCCGUCUACACAGAAAGAGUAUAAGGAGAUAGAAGGAUUGUUUUGUGAGAGCAUGCCCAGCACAGUGUCCAUCAAGUCUAUAGAGAGAAUAGAAAAUGGUGACCUCUGGUGUUACUUUGUCAGUAAGAAAGCACGGAUGCAGAAGAAGAGCAGUAGUAAAGAUAUUGGAGAGAGACGCUUAUUCCACGGCACUACUACUAGAUAUGUGGAUGCUAUCUGUAGGCAGGGAUUUGACUUUCGACUCAGUGGACAAAAAUCAGGUACAAGAUAUGGAAAGGGUAGCUAUUUUGCAACUACUUCAAAAUAUUCUGACUGUUACACAGAUUUGGACAACAAGGCCAUGUUCAUUGUCAAAGUGCUUGUCGGGGAGUACGUCCAGGGCAAGAGCGAGUAUGUUCGGCCACCCAGCAAGGAUAAGACCAAUCCCUGUAGUGAUCUGUACGACUCGUGUGUAGAUGAUAAAAAUAAUCCAAAAAUCUUUGUCAUAUUUGACAACAAUGGACAGGUGUAUCCGGAGUAUGUAGUGAAAUACGAGUACAAAUAUUAACAUUAGAUAGCCAUACAUAAAUAAAUUCACUUAUUUUUAUGCUUUUAGCAGAAAACAAGAAAAAUAGAACAAUGACGUCCAUGAUAGGAAAGAUCAUCUGUAGAAAACACUAGUUUUGAAAAAAGUGGAAAAAAAAUGUUUAUUUUCUUUUAUAGAUUUCUCACCUGUACUGUCCCUAGUCAUUCUGCAACCUUGCAGCUAAUGCCUUUAACUACUGACAAUAUGAGCUGUCAUGUAUUUACCGAGUGGAAGCAUUUUAAGCAAUUGUACAUUAUGUCUUUUUUACAGUCAGUAGAAAGACAAGUGGUAUCUGCCACUUAUGACCACUACUAUAAAUUAAGAAUCUUAUUGAUUCAAUAAAAAGUGUCAUAAAUUAGUAAUUUUAAGCUCAGGUUUUGACUCUUCAAGUGCAGUUUCUGAAAAAACUCAUUAUAGGUCAUAAGAACUACUUACAACCUUUCAUUAUAUUUAUUCGCCAGAAAUGAAAGGUUGUAAAUAGCUGUUGGCAAUCGGCCUAAAGGCUUUUAGAAUAUUUCCUGAGUUCUACCAUUCAUUUCAUUAAAAAUUUAAACCAAAGAUCUCAGAAAGAAACACAAUUCUCUGUUACAUAUUGAUGCUUUUGGUGUGUAAACCUUUUUUCUGUUAUGAGUGUUGAUUGUAGGUUGAACAAAAUCAAAAGCAAUGUUAAAAAUAUUCAGGGUUGCCACCAAUUAUGGUAAGUCAGGGAUUAUUUAUAAGGUCAGUGAAUUGUCAGCGAUUUUUGAAAAUGUUUCAGUAAAUUAAAAUAAAAAAAUUCAGAAAAAUAAUUUCUUUUUGCCAAAAUAUUAAUUUUAGCAAGGAUAUCAAAUCAGUCUUAAUAGAAUUAUUGCACAAUUUGUUCUUAGUUACAGGGGAUAAACUUUCUUUUUUACUAAUACAUGUACCUUUUGAUUGAGUAACAAAAAAGAUAAUUUCAAAAAUAUAGGUAUUUGCCAUAAAAAGAAUAAACAGUAAAAGCUUGCAUUGACUGGUUGUAGGGGAGAGUGGUGCGGAUGAAAUAAGAUGGUAGUCGUCAGUGAAAAUAAUACUUUGGUUAGGGAAAGGUCUGGGAAUUCUGUUUGUCCUUGUUGGUGGCAAUCCUAAAAAUACAAGGGGCUGUCAGUGAUAGAGAUGAUCCGUAUCAAAUUGGAUUUGUGUGAGAUGAUACAUGAUAUAGAAGAGUUUCAUUUCUCAGUUAUGAUUGAUAACAAAUGACGCAUUAAAACUUUCGAAGUUGUAUAAGGAAUAUUGCAAUUAGAUGUACCAGUAUUUCUGAAUAAUUAAAUGCUGAUGGUAAAUAUUUCUUUCUUGCUUCAAAAUAGAGAGGUUGCAUUUUGAUACUGUACCAGAAAUACAUAUGUUUAAGAUUUCGUUCUUGAUCUUUAACCAUUAGCCUGCUAAAUUUCCAAAAUGGACUGGUAUAUGAUUCAAUGUGGGCAGUACCAUUUAUUAUUUAAAGGGGCAUUCAAUGAAAAUUUACUAACUGAAUAGUGAACAGUGCAGACCAUGAUCAGACUGAACUGAUGUGCAGGCUGACCUUGGUUUGCUCUGGUCGCACAGUCAGAAUCACUUGCUGCCAGCAGACUAAAGGUUAAUAAAUAUCAGAGUUGUAAAAAAAUUAAAACAUUGCAGACUACAGACAAAAUGAUAUGUAUCCUGACAUUAACCAUUGUAUAUGUGAAGCAAACUUACACAAUGCCAUUUUAAAACAGAUUUACCUGUAGAUAACAAUUUGAUCAAAUUUGUCUGGUAAUUAUUAUCAGAAUGUUAUGUAUAGAGAUUUACUACAUUGUACACAUACUACAAAACUGCAACCUCUUCUAAUGUCUUUGCUAAAGCAACUUCAUGAAAAGCACCAAGAAAACACAUAACUUGUGUGUUAUUUUAAAAUAUGUAAAAAUUUGUAUACUUACUGUAGUAUACAGGAUUGUCCAUCAUUGACGGCCCUUAAAAAUCAAAUAAAAAUAAAAGAAAAAGUGACGACUGAAUGGUUGGUUUGACGAGUGUUUUCUGUGUUAAAUACAUGUAUAGUGAUAUAUAUUUUUAUUACUUACAUGUACAUUUUCUGUUGAUAAAACUGUCUUUAUAACACAAGUUGAAACAAUAUCUUGUAUUAUCACUGGCUUAAUGUUUUCUGAGCCAGUUUUACCCUAGUUGAUCUAUUUGAUGGAUUUUAUAUUAAUACAAUACCUUGUAUCAAUAACUUUAGUUUCUGAAUCUAUAUCAUUCUAGUCAGUUGGUUUGAAAAGCUAGUUUAUGCCCCCAACUGUAGGCAUAUUAAAAUUGCAUCAUCCAUCAGUGUAAAUUCUUGUCAGGGCUGUAGCUCUGCUAUCCAAAGGGAAUUCAAAAUAACUUGGCAUAAAUGUUCACCAUAAUGAAAAAACAUGUCAUGUACAAGACCAAGACCCCAAGCUCCAUGGUCAAGGUCAGACUUAGAAGUCAAAGAUUAAUAGGGUCUGUUUCGUGUCAGGUUCAUAACUCUUGCCAUUCAUCAGGGGAUUUUGAAAUUACUUGACAUAAAGUUUCCCCAUAAUGAGAUGAUGUGUCAUGCGCAAGAUCCAGACCCCUAGCUCUGAGGUCAGGGUCACACUUAGAGGUUAAAGGUUAACAUGGUCUGUUUCUUGUCCAGUCCAUAACUCUACCAUUAAUGAAGGGAUUUUAACGUAACUUGGCAUUAAUGCUUGCAGGCAUUUGUCAAUAAUGAUGACAGCUCUUGUUUGUAUGUAAGUAACUUAAAGUAGUAAAAGAAAAAUUACACUGUUGAUGUGUGUAGAUCUAGACACCUUAUAUAUCAUGUCUCACUGGUUCUGGUACUUUUCAUUUCACUCUCCUUAGGACUGGGGUGAUAUAAGAAAUGUAUAGAAACCAACCCUUGUGAUGCAAGUACCCAGGUCAGUGCAUUAGUAUAAUAUAAUUUGAAAAGAAUAACUUUGAUGUUGCAAACUUCACUGUAGAACAAGUGUGGUUUAUAGCCAUAGAAAUGAUGUAAAACAUCAGUAAAAUAAUUGUGUAGUCAAAGACUGACAUUUCACAUUGAGAGAACAUGUGUAAGAUUUUGAUUUUAACCAAUAAUUGAAUUAUGUUGUUGUUAUUUUAUUUUGAUAAAAUCAUGUUUGUUACAUUUGAUAAAUCAUCUUGUUAGUGUUUUGUUAUGAAAUGACAUUAAAUGCUGGUAAAACGUAUUAUGUUAUAGACACUGUUAAACAUAAUAUGAUAGAUGUUGAUAAAACAUAGUGUUAGACACUAAUAAAAUAUUGCACGAGAUUUUGAUGAAACAUGGAGUUGUUUUACAUCUUUUGAAAUGCUGUUUGCAAUACUGCUUAAGAUGUUGGACAGAGAAUGUAAGAUAGUGAUGAAACAGGUGAUGUUAGAUAUGUAGAACCUGUAUGUUAGAUAUAUAAGUGCAAUGUAACUGUAGUUUAGACUUAUAACUGUGGAGAUGAUGAUUAUAUUAAAUAAACAUAUUGGUGUUAGACAUAAUUUAUUAUAUGGACAUGGUUGUGAUGGUAAAUGAACAUUAUUGUGUAAGACAUAUUGAGGUGUAAUUAUGUUGUUAAAUAAAUAUAACUGUGUUAGACAUAUAUGAACCUGGUGGUAAUGCUACAUUGUAUAUGAACAAAAUUGUGUAAGACAUAUAUGGUCCGAGAUAAUUCUGAACUGUGUUAGACAUACAUGAAGAUGUUAAGUGAAGAUUACUGUAUUAGAUAUGCAUGUUGAUGUUUGAUACAGGUAAAAUAUAAUGUAAAAAUAAUGAUUAACAGAAUUUGAAGCUAAGGCAAUCCUUAUUUUAUGAAACAUAUUGCCAUUGAUGUAAUGUUUGAUUUAAUAAUUGAAAUG
This is a messenger RNA of Mercenaria mercenaria, 6090 nucleotides long. Its product is annotated as protein mono-ADP-ribosyltransferase PARP12-like. The record is from RefSeq and is a predicted model, not a curated record. The annotation marks the transcript as partial. NCBI's taxonomy places the organism in Eukaryota, Metazoa, Mollusca, Bivalvia, Venerida, Veneridae. Gene Ontology annotation, molecular function: metal ion binding; NAD+ poly-ADP-ribosyltransferase activity. The transcript has 10 exons.